Molecule: messenger RNA, 981 nt
Organism: Anopheles bellator
Lineage: Eukaryota; Metazoa; Arthropoda; Insecta; Diptera; Culicidae
Product: lactosylceramide 4-alpha-galactosyltransferase-like
Exons: 2
Coding region: 1-981 (326 amino acids)
Biological process (GO): glycosphingolipid biosynthetic process
Molecular function (GO): alpha-1,4-N-acetylgalactosaminyltransferase activity
Source: RefSeq, a predicted model, not a curated record
AUGCACAAGAAAAUUAGUUCUGACCCAUCGUCAGCUGAAGUGGUGUUCCGUUCCGUCGACGAGAUUGGAUUCCUGCGGGUGUUCGACGCCUCCGACGAGCUGCAGCUCUAUAGCAACGUGUACUUUAUCGAAUCCUCGUCCCCCUUCAAUCCGUUCGUCACAAUCGAUGCGCGGCAAGCCUGCGCAAUUGAAUCGGCCGCUCGUGCAAAUCCGCGGAAAAACAUCGUGGUGCUGUUUGCUUCCUGGUCCGAAUUUACCGACUCAGGACAGCUUCACUUUCCCGACAUUCGCCUGUUGAGUCAAUUCAAGAAUUUGUACUUCCGCUGGCUUUCUUUGGACAGUUUUGCCAAAGGUACGCCUCUUGAGGAGGUGAUCCAAUCCGAACGGGUGCAUAACCACAAGAACGGUGCCGCCUAUCUGUCGGAAAUUUUGCGUUUGCUUCUGCUGUAUCGGGUGGGCGGUAUCUACCUCGAUCUGGAUGUGGUCACGUUGAAACCGUUGGAGUUUUCCAACCCGAACUUCUUUGGCGCUGAGACACACCUGCUCGCCGGCUCGUCGGUGAUGGGCUUGCAACGCACAGGAUACGGACACACUUUUCUUGAUAGCUGCCUCAAUGAUUUUCAGAACUUUGAUCGACAUGACGAUAAUCGAAACGGGUCAAUCCUGAUUACUUACAAACUCCUGCUGGCUUGCGAAGCAUUGAUCAUAGGCGAGAUCGUUGAUAGGGGCUGCCAAGGACGAUUGGAGCUGUACCCACGCCACACUUUCCACCCGUUUGACGAAACCAACGUGCAUCUGCUAUUCAAUCCCAACAAAUUGGACGAGGUGAGGGAAAUUAUUGCCGAUUCAAUGACCGUCCACCUGCGACAUCAAACGAGCCGGCAGUUUCAACGAGCGCCCACCGAUGGUGAGACGGGCUAUACAAUGAUAGCUCAAAAGCAUUGCCCCUCAGUGUAUGUCUUUCACGAUGGCAAGCUAUAG